This is a messenger RNA of Brenthis ino (lesser marbled fritillary), 3354 nucleotides long. NCBI's taxonomy places the organism in Eukaryota, Metazoa, Arthropoda, Insecta, Lepidoptera, Nymphalidae. The record is from the annotation of a GenBank genome assembly.
AUGUUGUGUAGCGGUGUCUUAUUUUUGUGUAUAUUACACUGUGUCGCCAGUUUCAACUUAGAACCGCGGAUUCCUGUGAUAAAGUUCGGCGAGCCAGGUUCUUAUUUUGGAUUUUCUGUUGCUGAACAUCUAACUGUCGGCAGCGGCGGCGAAAAAACUAGUUGGUUACUUGUGGGUGCACCUUUAGGGCAGAAUCUGCAGCCGAACACGACAAAGUCAGGAGCACUGUGGAAAUGCGGCUUAAGUUCGUCUCCCACCGACUGCGAGCAGAUCGUUACCGAUGGAAAGAGAACGAAGUACCGCAAGUUAAACACGAGUAUUGACUCCUUUAAUCUGAUGGGGCCGCAGCCUGACGAGAUCAAGGAAGGCCAGUGGCUUGGAGUUUCAGUGCGAAGUCAGGGAGUGGGGAGAAAAGCUGUUGUUUGUGCUCACAGGUACAUUCGUAAAUCCGGGGAGUUACAAUUUGGUCAAGGACUCUGUUACACGCUCAGCAACGACCUGCAGUUGAUUGACAUGUGGGAGCCGUGUCGAGGUCGAUCCGUGCAAAGAGAACACGAAGAAUUUGGAUUCUGCCAAGUUGGUACAAGCAGUUCACUACUUGAAGAUGAUACAUUAGUUUUGGGCAGUCCUGGACCAUACACUUGGAGAGGAACUAUAUUCACACAGGAUACUAAUGAUGAUCUUUUAGAACGGGACCAUGGUGUAAAUAUGGCCCCAGUUGAAGACGGUGCUAGCCCUGUUGAAAAAUACAGUUAUCUCGGUAUGUCAGUAACGGGGGCAAGUUUUUUUGGAGCCGAACCCUCAUAUGCAGCAGGAGCUCCACGAGCUCACGGAACUGGUCAGGUCGUAAUGUUCAGCAAACGGGUAAUCGCUGAUUGGACACGAGUGGAUGUUAAUAUUCUUAAUUUCACUCUCAUUCUAAACGGAGAGCAAUUUGGUUCAAGUUUCGGAUAUGAGGUCGCUUCAGCUGAUGUUAAUGGAGACGGAUUACCAGACCUCUUAGUAGGAGCACCAUUUUAUUUUUCCCGUGACGCUGGUGGUGCUGUUUACUUGUACCUUAAUAAGAAACGUAGUUUACCUCAAGAAUACAACGUAAAGCUGACUGGAAAACCAGAAUCCCAAUUCGGUAUCUCUAUAGCAAAUACCGGAGAUUUAAAUAAAGACGGAUGCGAAGAUGUCGCCAUUGGAAGCCCCUAUGAGGGCAACGGAGUAGUUUACAUUCAUAUGGGAGACAGAACUAAUGGCUUGAAAAGUAAACCAGAUCAAAUUAUAAACGCAGAAUCCUUGCCAAAUGUAAUGCAAACAUUUGGAUAUUCUCUGUCUGGUGGAAUAGAUCUCGAUAAUAAUGGUUAUCCAGAUUUACUAGUUGGUGCUUAUGAAAAUAGUAGCGUAGCACUUAUACGAACAAAACCAAUUAUCGAUAUUAAAACAUCAAUCCGACCAUCGAAUACGAUUAUCAACAUCGACCCUACAAUUCAAGGCUGCACAAAGGAUCCAAAUUCAAAUUACACGUGCUUCCAUUUCCAAGCGUGUUGUAUUAUUAAAUCUCUUGUAAGAUCAGCUCAAAGUAACAGUCAUGAAUUAAAUUACUUCAUUGAAGCUGAAACUUUUCCCGGAGGAAGGAAAUACUCCAGAGUGUUCUUUGGUUCCGAAAAGUCCAAUAUUGUUAAUAAAACUAUACAUUUGGAUAAAGAUGUUGAAGAUUGCAGAGAGCACAUUGUUUAUUUGAAGAACAAUACUAGGGAUAUACAAACACCUAUCAAAUUUCAAGUGACAUAUAAAAUAGUCCAAGUGCAGCCUCAAUACUCAACAGAAGGUGAUUUACCCAGAAUCGACGAUUAUCCUGUUCUAAAUGCCACUGCGAGAACAUCGUUUAGUGCUAACUUCCUAAAUGACUGCGGUUUGGACGGCGUAUGUGUUAGUGACCUGGUAGUUAAGCCAGUUUUACAGUUACCAAAAACGGAAGAUGGGGAAGCAUACACAUUGACUUUGGGCCAAGAGGAAGAAAUAAAGCUUUCUAUAACCGUUGAUAACUAUGGUGAAUCUGCCUAUGAAGCUCAGCUGUUCGUACAACACCACGCUAGUCUACAUUAUAUUGCGGCUAAUAUUACCGGCAAGCAUAUGAUCUGCACAAGUGUAAAUAAAACGACAGUGUCUUGUUUACUUGAGAAUCCUUACAAAAGACAACCUGAAGGCAGUCCAGCUAUCACCAUGAGAUUUGAUGCCAGAGCAUUAGAAGACAACGAACCUUCUGUAGUGUUUACUGCCUGGGCCAAUUCUACUUCUAAAGAGUUGAAACCAAAGAAGCCUGUGGAAGUAAAGGCAUUAGUGAUCAAGAACGCGGAACUGUUAAUUAAAGGAGCUGCUCGGCCAGAACAGGUGUUCUAUGGAGGUGAAGUGAAGGGAGAAUCCGCAAUGACUCACUUUGAUGAUAUCGGCACUAGAGUAAUACAUACAUAUCAGGUAUUUAACGAAGGGCCAUGGAAGAUUUCAUCAGUACAAGUUAUUAUAUCUUGGCCUUAUCAAGUAGCGUCUGAAAAUCCUCAAGGAAAGUGGUUAUUAUAUCCUGAAGAUGUUCCUAUUGUUGAUGGAGAAGCAGAUCAAAGCAAUGGACAAUGCUUCAUUAAAGAAAAUCAAAUAAACCCACUGAAACUGACACCUCGUCCUGGCGCCGACGAGCCUUCUCUCGAAAAUCUCGAAAUAGAUCCUUUCCUUAGUACUGGUAAACUUAGUGUUAGUUCAAGCGAGAAGGAACAUAAUUCAACGAAAAUUACCAACCACAUAGUUGGAUAUAAAAGCGGUGUUGAGAACAAAAUAAGACGAAAACGAGAUAGCGAUAUUGUGAAAGCUGAAGCCUAUACUGAUAAGGAUGGCCAAAGAAAACACGUUGUGAAUAUGAACUGUCUAAAGAAAACAGCAAAAUGUAUUCAGUUCCAAUGUGUGAUCUACCGCUUGGGGAGGAUGCAAGCUACUACCAUUACUGUGAAAGCGCGUCUUUGGAACUCGACUCUCGUGGAGGACUACCCGCGAGUUAGUCACGUCAACAUUGCCUCAACCGCAUACAUACAUAUCCCCGAACAUUAUAAUAUUCAUCAGAGUAAGCAUCACGACGAUACUGCCACGGUGGAGACAGUCGCUUAUCCUGAUUUGAAGAUCAGUGAACCUUCAGAAGUGCCAUUAUGGGUUAUUAUACUGUCAGUGAUACUUGGACUAUUAGUUCUCGUUAUACUAAUAUUUGUACUGUGGAAGCUUGGUUUCUUUAAGAGAAGUAGACCCGACCCAACUUUGUCUGGAAACCUCGAAAAAAAUCAUGAAUCCAGUCCCUUUAUAGGACGUGAUAGAAAUAGUAUGCGA